ACGUAGAUGAAUACUUUGGUUUUGGUUUUCCUUAGAUAAGCCACUCGGCUGUACUGACUGGGUAAAUCUUCUCAAGUGGUUUGAAAAUGGGGAAAUUUAAACCGUCACAAGCGAUACUUCCCACUGAGAUUCGUCAAAUUUCCGAAAUCACGAUAGACUUUACCCUGUCUUUUCUAAUCUCAGUCACAGGCAUCGUCACCAAUACUCUUGUUAUUAUCGUCUUCGCACGGCUAGGCUACAGAGAAAGCGUCAACAUAUCCAUGACAACCAUUGCUCUCUGGGACUUGGCGAAGUGCGCAGGCGCAGCCCUGCAGCGUUUUGCCGGACCAUUGUCUUUGUGGUCACUAGCGGUCGCAGAGAGCUGGAGCAACGUGGGCGUGGUGGUCAUGAACUAUUUCGUCUGCUUCUCCAGUUACGUCACAAGUGUUCUCGCCGCUUACGUGGCUGUGGAGAGAUGCCUGUGCGUUUGUCUGCCUUUCAAGGUCAAAUGGCUUCUCACCCCGAAGGUCACGCUGUUUAUGUGUGUCUCCAUAUCAAUCGUUGUUUUCGGUUGCUUUGCUGUUAUGUUCAGUAUUUACGACGUCAUAUGGGUUUUUAGUCCCGAGUUUAAUUCGACAAUCGCUAUCUACAGAUAUAAUACCUUUGCUCUAGAGAAUAAAGCUAUUCUUUUCGAUUACUAUAAUUAUUCUGGGAUCGUCUGGCCAACUGCCAGUUUCGUUGUGAUUGUGGUGUGUACAACCAUUAUCGUCUACAAACUUGCCAAAAGUUCAGAGUUCAGAAAAGGGAAUUCCGAUGUAAGUCAGGCCGAAAAACAAGGUGAAGCGCCGUCCUCUCAAAACCUAAGCGGGCGAGAUCGUCAAGUGGUCAAGAUGUUGGUGGUGAUCAUUGCCAUCUAUGUUAUCAAUCUUUCCCCCAGGAUCGCUCUCUACAUCGCAAAGCAAAUCAUAUUCGAUUUUUAUUUUCUCAGAAAAUAUCACAACAUGUUUUUGUUUGUCGUAUAUCUACUUUAUAUUUUCGACUUAACAAACGGGGCAAUUAAUUUCUUCGUGUUUUACACUAUGAGUACUGCGUUUAGAAGCAAGUUUCUCAAUAUGCUCCCCGCUAACAGAUUUAAACGAUGUUGUUCUCCGUCAUAUUGAUUGUCUUUUUCAUUAUGCGUUAAAACUGACAGGAUAACCGUUGUCAAAGAUUGAAAGACUAAUGAUAAUAUGGGAUAUGCCUGCCAAGCGGUGAUUUUAUAUAUUUACUUAACUCCAUAAUUCUUAAAGGUUAAUUAUAUGAUAUAAGAUAGGCCUAAUAUAUAAUAACGGUCUCCUUUUUCAUUACUAAUAACUUGUUUACUUGGAAGAGAAUGCCACACUGUAACAAAUUAUAAAGAACACAAUAAUUUCAUUGAACAUCAACCAUCUCUCAAACUUCGCACUAUUUCAGCGUGUACUAGAGAGCUCAACACGUGUGUUAAGAUAAUAAAUAAUUUAUUUUUAAAAUCGCACCCUUUUGCUCUUCCCAUUGUUUUGCAGUUAGUUAUAGGUAUUUUUAUUCAUCUCUUCAAAAUCGAUUUUAAAAAAAAAGCUCUACCUUUCAUUUCAACGAGAUUGUAGAUUGUGGAAGUUGCUGUAGUUCCCCAACUCUUCUCUUGUAAUGUUGUGUCCUGUACUUGAGUAAGGUGAAAGAAGGCGUUCGUUUAAAACAGUUACAUUGAGGAAACUGGCUUUUUCCUGCCAGUUUAGUUAUUUUCAUCAAUUUUGAUGGGGAGGUUUUUUAGCUCAACAUCUUUUAUAUGUCCAUU
Molecule: messenger RNA, 1789 nt
Organism: Aplysia californica (California sea hare)
Lineage: Eukaryota; Metazoa; Mollusca; Gastropoda; Aplysiida; Aplysiidae
Product: neuropeptide receptor 15-like
Exons: 1
Coding region: 87-1139 (350 amino acids)
Biological process (GO): G protein-coupled receptor signaling pathway
Cellular component (GO): plasma membrane
Molecular function (GO): G protein-coupled receptor activity
Source: RefSeq, a predicted model, not a curated record